GGCGGAUAUGCCGGGUGGCAAGGAUAAUCAGACGAAUAGAGGUAUCCCUUUUGACCGAAUUAUGAACCCACUUGGCAUAUGUUUAUCCGAGGAAUAGUUGCUCUGAACCUAAACGUGGUCCGGUUAAAUCGGCUUCAUGGUCUAGUGUGCGGGGUAAACAAUGGGAUCGUCACAAUUGUUUAUUGGCGCGUCGAAAACCUGGGGCAAUAGCGGAGCUGCCUCUGGAGAUGGGAGAAUAAGCCAUCGACUGCUGAGACCAAAUUCUCGCCGCUACUCUUACCUUCACUCGAUCAUUGUUUGUAAAGACACGAAACCCUAGCUUACUUCGCUCAAUGGACAUUCGUGCGACGAGAAAACUCAAUGGACAACCAUCCCGGGCACGGAUCGCAUGCCUUCACUGCCGGUCACGCAAAGUGAGAUGUACCCUUGCGGUCAAAGGACCUCCCUGUACGAAUUGUCAUUUGGACGGAUUGGAAUGUGUUACUCGCCCUAAAUUGCGCAAGAAACCGCAGGCCUUGACGUAUACUUCACGGACUAGGGAGGGCAUUCCAUCCACACCAGUACAAGAGAUUGAAACCCAACGCUCUGAAGUUUACGAAGUCACAGAGGAUCAAGAUGAGGCCCCGAGAAUCUGUGAUCUGAAUGGUAUGAACAUCUUCAGACACCAAAGAAAAACAGCUUCUGGAAAUCAUGAUGGGCUUAUUGAAGCCGCUCUCAGCGUGGACUUAUACUAUGAUUGCUCUGUUACCAAUCGCGAUGUCUCUUUCUCCUACUAUCCCUAUCUAAGAGCGCCCAAUCUCCAGCGCCUACAACCAGCCGAUCGGUCGUUUCUAGAAUCUCAGAAAAGCUUCCACGUGCCUUCCGAGCCAAUACUCGACGCCGUGAUGUCACGCUACUUCCUAUACGUCCAUCCAUGUUUGCCCGUCAUAAAUGAGGCGGAGUUCUGGCGGAUGCUCAAUCAAGAAGCGCCGGGAAAGGUCUCUUUCUCUCUUCUUGUAUUUCAAGCAAUGAUGUUCGCCGCUUGCAGUUAUAUCUCAUUGGACGAUGCGAAGAAAUGGGGUGCCGGGUCGAUUUUGGAAAUGCGCAAUUCAUUUUAUCGGCGAGCAAAGCUUCUUUAUGAUUUUGGUGUUGAGGAUGAUCAUCUGUGCAUCGCUCAAGCCCUAACACUACUGACGUACCAAAGCUCGGCAACUGACCACCUGAGUAACAGCACUUGGCUUGGACUUGCUAUUCAGCAAGCUCACCUGGUAAACGCACAUGUCUACCAUCGCUGUCCUGCCGGAGCUAGAUAUAAGAGAUCUGAUCUUAAGCGUUUAUGGUGGUGUCUUAUCAUCCGUGAUAGGAUCAUCGCUCUAGGCACGCGACGGCCGCUCCAGAUUCCCCCAGCACACUUUGACGUCAUAUCCAGAGAUCCAUUGCUAACGGAGGAUCUAUCUGAUGAGAUCAAAACAUCCCGCGUCUAUGACCCCGAGACGAAAGAAAGGCUUUGCAAGAUCAUGACUAGCUUAUGUCGACUUGCUGCCUCAAUGACAAGUCUCAUAAUGACUCUUUACCCACUGGACCCAUUCCCCGAUUGCCAGGGAAGCCAGUCUGCUGAAAUAGCUUCAAUCGAUGAUAUUCAGUCAGGAAUUCAAUACUGGGCAGCUACUCACAUGCUACGGCCGUCCUCCGAGGAUUCUGACUGUCAUUCAUCCGUUGCUUUCUUCAAGCAGCUGACAGCUUUGUACUUUGAAUCCGCUCGCUUGGCACUUUAUCAGUACAUUUCCUUCCGAAUACAUCGAAACCAGCGACCAGAUGAUUGGCCAGACCUAAUGGAUGCAGUCACAGCCAUCCACGAAGUGGUGAAACGCUUUGUGGUCGACGGCACGGCUAGUCAUCUACCAAUCAGUGCUGUUGCGUAUACAGCCCUCCCACAGAUGGUGCUGAACCUGAACCUUAGGCUUUCCAGUGAUACGACAACUCGUCGGCACCAAGAGAAUGUCUUGAGUAUCUACAUGGAAUUGAAUCGACAAUAUGUCCUGCGUUACGACGUUUCACACGUCGGCACCUGGGUAAACAGAAUUGUCCGGCUCUUCGAAUUAUCUCUAUCGCCCAUCAAGCCACAACUGGCAGACCUCACUCGACGACAGAGGUUGUUCCCCGGGAAGGACUGCUUGUAUCUGCUUGAACUUGAGCCCGAACUGUAUUUCAAGAUUUCUGGAAUGAUGGACGAAUCAAUGGCGACUGGUCAGCUAGCAUUUGAGUAUUCGGGAUCACAAUUGGGGUUUCCCUCUACGGACCUAUCUUCGUCACUUUUGCACAAAGAAUAUUCGGAUUCUCAUGCGGAAACUUCUCCGCAACAUUAUCAGUUCGGUCAGAUCUUGCCACUUGAGGAAGACGCUAUACAGGAGGCAGGCGACGAAUCAUAUACGGUGGAUCUCACUUCGAUUGAGCUUCUUUCGAGGGGACUGGGGCUAUUUGGAGAGUAGUAGCAAGCUAAGAUUUCAUGCGAGAUAUGCAUUUAAG
Messenger RNA from Penicillium brasilianum, 2505 nucleotides. The record is from the annotation of a GenBank genome assembly. NCBI's taxonomy places the organism in Eukaryota, Fungi, Ascomycota, Eurotiomycetes, Eurotiales, Aspergillaceae.